Pseudozyma flocculosa PF-1 is the source of this 6990-nucleotide messenger RNA. RefSeq lists its product as uncharacterized. Lineage: Eukaryota; Fungi; Basidiomycota; Ustilaginomycetes; Ustilaginales; Ustilaginaceae. The record is from RefSeq and is a predicted model, not a curated record. Gene Ontology annotation, cellular component: membrane; voltage-gated calcium channel complex. Gene Ontology annotation, biological process: calcium ion import across plasma membrane. The transcript is spliced from 9 exons. Gene Ontology annotation, molecular function: high voltage-gated calcium channel activity; calcium ion binding. Bases 1 to 6990 code for a protein of 2329 amino acids.
AUGGCCUCGGCUUCUCGGCGGGACUCGCAAGAGUCGUCGCACACCGCGCCCGCCGUCAACCUGCAGCCGCCUUCGCCCCAAACGACCCCGCCGCAGAACCCGCCCUCGGUCGCCCAUACGCGCAACUCGUCGAGCGCCUACAGCGUCCCCACCACCGCCUCUGAGGGGUACAUCAACAGCUACUACUACGGCAAUCAGGACAUGCCUGACCUCGGCCUUCCCUCUCCGGCUUCCGCGUUUAACAGACCCCCCUCGUGGCUCGCCUCGAGCAGCCAGAACAGCAGCCCAACCGCCUCGCCACGCGCCACCCCCGUCGACCACCUCCUGCACCGCCUCAGCUGGGGCACCCACGACGAUAUCCCGCAUGCCUCUGGCUCCAAUCCUGCAACGCCUGCCACGCCCUCCGGCCUACCGUCCGCACCGCGCAGCGGCCAACUGCACUCUCACGAGCGCAGCGGCAGCUCCGCCGAUGCCGGCCUCUUCCACGGCCCCCUCGACCUGUCCUUCCAAGCUGCUCCCACCAUCACUCGCGCCGAUGGCCUCGACGCCCACCGCGCCCGCCAAGGUGACGCCAUCGGCGAAGAACCCUAUCAGCAUCCGUGCCACGCCCCUUCGUCCGCCAGUCUCUCGAGCGCGCCCUUUGCGCAGCGAUGGCUCGACGACAGCCUCCACGACUUUGAUGACUCGGACCGCGUUGUCCUCACCUCGGACACCGAUCCGCAACGCUUUCGUACCCACGCACACUUCGCAUCAGGCCCCGCAGACUUUGCCAGGGUUGACUCGCCCGAUCAGCUCGAGGAUGCCGAUGUUGGUCCGAGACACAAGUCGAGCGCCGACAUCUACGCCUCGGCCGGUAUGUCCCAAGGUCCCUCGCUGUAUGGCGCUAGGUCCGGCCUAUCCCGGAUGAGCAAGAGCAUGAAACGCCUCAGCAAGCGUGUGGUGCACCUCGAGGGCCGCCGCAGCCACGUGCGGCUCGAGGAGCGUGACACCGGGUCCGACAGCGACUCGUCGACCGAAGCGCGCUACGCCGCCGUCGCCACUGCAGCCGCACGGCCAGACCCUCCCAGAGACGAGACCCACCUGCCAGACAUACUGCAGACGCUCCGAGGAAAGAGCCUGGGUAUCUGGGGACCUGAAAGCAGGUUCCGCCGGCUGCUGGCAGCGUUCCUGGCCAAGUGGUGGGUCGAGCCGUUGAUCCUGCUCCUCAUUCUGGUCAACACCAUUGCGCUCGUCAUCCAGUCCAGCCGCAACGUCUACAAUUACCCGCGCAAGAGCGGUUACUUCGACUACCCCGAAGACUCCGUGCUCCUUGCCAUCUUUUGCUUCUACACGGUCGAGAUCGCCAUGCGCAUCAUCGUGUCGGGUCUCAUCAUCAACCCUCCGCCGGUCUUUACCGAAGAGCCCGUUCGCGAGGGGCCCGCAGACGAGUCCGGUCCCAAGGCGAACGAGCAUCGGCGGCAGAUGUCGCGAUCCAACACCCUCGAUGCCUUUUCCGAGUUUGGAGGCGCGCUCAAGGGCCAGGCGCAGCGCGUUUUCCACGGAGCGCACGCCUCCCAUGCGUCGCAUCACUCGGCCGCUUCCGGACCCGCCUCCGGGGCUGCCUAUUCGAUGGCGAGGCAGGGCAGUUCCGAUGCCGAAGGCGGGGUCCCUGCACGAUCAGGCGCCCACAUGCCCCUAUCGGGCGCCAUGCCACCGCCGCCGCCCGGGAGGAACCUGACCAGGGCCAACACUGCCAUGGUCUUGCCUUCAUCGGACGCGGCGCAGUUCUGGCAAAACAAAAAGGGGCCCUUUGCCGGCGCCUUUGUGACACAGCGGGUCCAGGCCGUCAAUCACGCCUUCCUGCGCCACAGCUGGAACCGGGUCGACCUCCUCGCCGUGAUCGGCUUCUGGAUCGCGUUCGGACUCGCGAGCGCACAACAGGAGGCCACGCCGGACCGCCACCUCUACAUCUUUCGGGCGCUCAGCGUGCUCCGCUGCGCACGCUUGUUGACGGCGACCAAGGGCACGAUGACGAUCCUCGAGUCGCUCAAGGUGGCCGCACCGAUCCUCACGACGGUGGCCUUCUUCACGGCCUUCGCCAUGCUGCUUUUCAGCAUCAUUGGCGUCCAGAGCUUCAAGGGCUCGUAUCGCCGCAACUGCGUGUGGGUGGGCGACCUGAUGGGCGACCCGGGCACGAACCACACCCUCUCCAACUACUGCGGCGGAUACAUCGAAAUGGCGACGCGCGCUCAGCGGCCAUACAUCCAGAUCGACGGUGUCCUCUCCGACGCGCAUCCCAAAGGCUACCUGUGCCCGGCAGGCCAGGUGUGCCAAGAAACCGACUCGAACCCAGAGGGUGGCACUGCGAGCUUCGACAACAUCUUCGCCGCCCUGCUGCAGAACGUCAUCGUCAUCUCCUCAAACAACUGGUCGGGCGUCAUGUACGACAUGAUGGAUGCCGACUACUACGCAUCCUGCCUCUUCUUCAUCAUCGGCUUGAUCAUCAUGAACUUUUGGCUGGCGAACCUGUUUGUCGCCGUCAUCACCAACAGCUUCGCCACACUGACCGCCCAGACCAAUCGGAGCGCGUUCGCGGAUCGAACCAUCAAGGUCGGGCCGGUCAAGCAGCAGAGCACCGGGCCCAUGGGACUGCGGAUGAAGCGCGUCGCAAACGUGUACAAGCGGGUGUGGGGCUACACUAGAUUCGUGUGGAUCGGCGCCAUCGUCGCCGACCUCGGCCUGCAAGCCUCGCGCGCCACCUGGAUGACUCCGAAGCAGCUCGAGAAUCGUGACAAGGGCGAGCUUUUCUUCACCAUUGCCUUCGACGUCGAGAUCCUGAUGCGCUUCCUCUCCUUCGUCCUCGACGGAGACUGGCGGUCGUUUCUGCGGUCGAAGCAGAACAUAGGUGAUCUGGUGCUGGCCGGCGUCACGUCCAUCAUCCAGAUCCCGGCGAUCAAGCACUCCAGCGUCUACGCCUGGCUCACCUUCUUCCAGGUCGCCCGCUUCUACCGAGUCAUUGCGGCCGUUCCGCGGAUGAGGGUGCUGCUGGUCCGCGUGUUUGGUUCCAUGGUCGGUCUUCUCAACAUGGUCCUCUUCCUACUGAUGAUGGUCGGGCUGGCGGCGCUCAUCGCUGUCCAGCUCUUUCGAGGCGACAUCCCUCAGGAAGAUGACGGGGAGUGGACCGAAAUGACGUUCAAGCACCUCUUCAACGCCUUCCUCGCCAUGUACCAGAUCUUCACCUCAGAGGACUGGGUAAACGUGCUGUACGGCGUCCUCUCUAACGAGACGCAGUUCAAACAGGCGGCGAUCGGCGCCAUUUUCCUGAGCGGCUGGUUCAUGUUCGCCAACUUCAUUGUCCUGCAGAUGUUCAUUGCCGUCAUCAGCGAAAACUUCAGCAUCGCCGAGGGCGAAAAGCGUCAGCAGCAGCUGGAGCACUAUCUGCGGCGCAACGAGGUGCCAGAAGCGUCUACGACGGCAAAGCUGCUCCGCAAGCUAAGUCCCUACCGCUACCUUCGCGAUCGAAACGCCGCGAAGACUGGGUCGGCGCCAGCAGGCUCGGUCUCGGGCAGCGCUGGCGAGCAGGCGCGGUCCAACGCCAUCGUCGGCGGUUCCGCCCUGCAGGGCGCUGCCAUAGACGAAAAGGCACGUCGGAAGCACUCCGUCCACCUCAUGGCCGCCUCGGGCGGGGAAAAGGCCCUGUGGACCCUCGAUACCGUCAAAAAGGUGUUGCGCCUCGACACACCCGAGGAGGCUGUGCCGCUCGACACGUUGCGCAGCCGCCGCAUCCGCCAGAGCCUCUCAGGAGAAGAGGUCUUCCAGGCGGCCAUCAAACGGCAGUCUGCCGCGUUCGACCACGACCCCGACGACAGCGCCGCCAGACUCUUUGCCAGCGAGCGUAUGCUGAAGCGGAUGCGCACCGACCUGGGACUGCCGGUCGAGGCGCAAUCAGGGCACAUCAAUUACGGCUCCUACCCCGUGACCGAUACCGAUGGAGCCCGACUGCAGCAGGCACGCUUCAUCGCCAGCCACCCGUCCUACGACAAGUCCUACUUCCUUUUCUCCAACCACAGCCGCUUCCGACGCUUUUGCCAGAGCCUGGUCCCGUCGUCUUACGGCGAGCGUCUGUUUGGGCGGCCCUGCUCCCCGAUCCGGCACAGGGUCUUCCAGAUCGUCAUCUUUAUCGGCAUCGCGGGAUCCGUCGUGUCGGCGGGCAUCGCCACUCCGGCCUACCGACGCGCUUACUACGCAAAGUACGGGCUGAUCCGGGCCUCUUGGUUCUCGAUCCUCGAGAUGAGCCUGUCCAGCCUCUUCCUCGCAGAGUUUCUCGUCAAGACCGUUGCCGAUGGAGUGGCGUUCACGCCAAACGCCUACGUCCUCAACAUCUGGAACACGCUCGACCUCUUUGUGCUCGUGACGCUGCUGAUCAACGUCGGCACCGAGCUGGCAGUCAUCGGCGGUGUGUCCCGGUUCACCCGAGCUCUCAAGGCUUUCAGGGCGCUGCGACUAAUCAACCUGUCGUCACUGAUGCGCAACACGUUCCAUGCCGUGAUGAUCGCCGGCGCCGGCCGCAUCCUCGAUGCGUCAAUACUCUCCAUCCUCUACAUCAUCCCGUACGCGGUCUGGGGCCAGAACCUCUUUGCCGGGGUCCUCUACUCGUGCAACGACUCGGACGGGUCGAUCCUGACCAAGUUCGACUGCUUCGGCGAGUUCGCGGUGUCGCCCUCGCCUGGCGAAUGGACCUUCCUGGCCCCACGCGCCUGGCACAAUCCGACCGAGGGCAGCGUGUGGUCGUUUGACGACUUCAAAAGCUCGCUGCUGAUCCUCUUUGAGAUUAUCUCGCUCGAGGGAUGGAUCGACGUCAUGAGCACCGCGAUGAGCGUCGUCGGCCAGGAUCGCCAGCUGCAGAACGACAACCGGCAGGUCAACGCCCUCUUCUUCCUCAUCUACAACCUCAUCGGAAGCACCACGGUCCUCACGCUCUUCGUCGCCGUCAUCAUCGAAAAUUUCCAGCAGUUUAGCGGCGCGGCGUUCCAAACGGCCGAGCAGCGGCAGUGGAUCGACCUGAAGAAGCUCAUUCUGCGGCAGACGCCGUCGAAACGGCCCAAGGUCCGGCCGACGGAGCCGGUGCGCUCGUGGUGCUACCAGCGGGCCGUCGACAAGCACGGCUGGUGGAGCCGGGCAAUGACGCUCAUGUACCUGGCCAACAUCGUGGUGCUCAUGACGCAGCGGUACAGCGAUCCGCCCUCGGUGGACCGCAUCCGCGACAUCAUCUACCUCGUCUUCACCGUCAUCUACGUAUGCGAUAUCGGCGUACGGCUGGCCGGCCUCGGCUGGAGCAGCUUCAGGGCCAACGCAUGGAACCUCUACGACCUGGUCGUCGUAUCUGGCACCCUGGGCACCACGAUCCCACUGCUGCAAAACUACUCGGGCGAGCACUUCAACAUUCAGUUCCAGAAGAUCUUCCUGACCUGCGUCGCCUUCAAGCUGGUUCAGAAGUUUACCUCGUUCAACCAGCUGUUCAAGACGGCGUGGGCCAGUCUGCCGGCCAUCCUCAGCCUCUUCCUCCUCUGGCUCACCAUGUUCCUGGUCUGGGCCAUCAUGCUGCUCGAGGUGUUUGGCCUCACAAAGUGGGGCGAAAACGAGACGUACAACAAGAACUUUUCGAGCCUGAUCAACGCGCUCGUCUUCCUCAGCAUGAUGUCGACUGGUGAGGCCUGGAACUCGUUCAUGCACGACUACACCGUCUCGCCGCCCCAAUGUACGCCGGCCGCCAGCUACCUCGACACCGACUGCGGCAGUCAGGGUUGGGCUUUCUUCCUCUUCAUCACCUGGAACGUCAUCUCGAUGUAUAUCUUCCUCAACAUGUUCACCGGUACCGUCGUUGAAAACUUUUCCUACCUCUUCGAGCUCGGGGGCAAGCCGAAGCUGUCGAGAGAAGAAAUGCGCUCCUACAAGGAGGCCUGGGCGAGGUUCGACCUCGACCGCGACGGCUACAUUGCGCCGUCGGACAUCGUUCCGUUCCUGCGCAGCCUGGGUGGCGCGCUCGAGGUCGACCUCUACCCUGCCAACUGCUCCGUCUCGGCGCUCGUGGCGGCGCUCGAAUCCAACACUCCGCUCGCCAGCCCCAUCAGCCCGUCCAAGGCCCCCAAAAGCCCUUUGGACAGGAUCCGAGAGGCAUCGCCUCUGCGGUCGCCCUUCAAGGACGGAAAGCUGGGCGAGAAGGGCCACUUCAUGUGGCCGCAGUCCCCAAACCGGCUCGAGAUUGGCAGUGAAGCGCAGCGGCUGCGCAAAGCGCUCGAUCGCGUCGACCCGGCAGAGCUCCGGACCCGCCGCAUUCGCUUCAACCGCAUCUAUCACGAGGCUCUGCUGUCGCAGUCCAAGGCCAAGGGCAUCUCGUUCACCACGAUGCUGACGAUACUCGCCCACCACAAGCUCAUCAACGACUCGGACGCCCUCAGCGUCGAGGAGUUGAUCCAGCGCAGGGAGCUCAUGGAGCGGAUCGAGGACCAGGUCAACCUCGAGCGCGUCCGCGGCGUCAUGAAGAUGGUCUACUGCCGGCGCAGAUACCUCACCCUCAAGACGUCCAGGCGGUUUGAUCCCGUCGUCGCCGAUCCGUUUGCAUCGCGACCCGAGCUGCCACGGAUCGUCGUCGACACAGAGGCCCUUCCUGUACAGAGCAACGGGCCUGACGACGAUCAGCAGCAACCCACCGAGACGCAGCAGCAGCUACUUGCGUCUUCGCCCUCGACGCCGACCCGUCCGUCACGGCCGGCCAUCACCAUCUCGACGACCUCCGAGGAAGACGAGGACCGGUCAGCGCCUUCGCUCACCGAGUUCGAGUCGACGGCGUGGGGCGACGUCAUGCGGAGGCUGAGCCGAUCCGAGCGCCCGCUCCAGUCGUCAAUCUUUGGCCAGUCCCAACAAUCCCUGAUCUCCGCCGCCUCAGCAGACAGGAAGGCGGCAUCCCAAGAAGACGAGGAAAAGGCUUCGCUCGCCCGCUCACGAAAUUGA